AUGUUAAAGAGACUUUUUUCUUGUUUUUUCUUUUUUCUUUUUUUCUUUGUUCUUCUUUUUUUUCUUUGUUCUUCUUUUUUUUUCUUUGUUUUUCUUUUUUUUUUUUUUGUUUUUCUUCUUUUUUUCUUUGUUUUUUCUUUUUUCUUCUUUUUUUCUUUUUUCUUUCUUUUUUCUUUCUUUUUUCUUCUUUUUUUCUUUUUUCUUCUUUUUUUCUUUUUUCUUUCUUUUUUUCUUUUUUCUUUCUUUUUUUUCUUUUUUUCUUUUUUUUUCUUUUUUUUUCUUUUUUUUUUUUUUUCUUUUUUUUUUUUCUUUCUUUUUUCUUUCUUUUUCUUUCUUUUUUCUUUCUUUUCUUUCUCUUUUCUUUCUUUUUCUUUCUUUUCUUUUUCUUUCUUUUUCUUUUUUUUUUUUUUUUUUUUUUCUUUUUUUCUUUUUUUUUUUUUUUUCUUUUUUUCUUUUUCUUCUUUUUUCUUUUCUUUCUUUUUUUUUUUUCUUUUUUUUUUUUUCUUUCUUUUUUCUUCUUUUUUUUUCUUUUCUUUCUUUUUUCUUCUUUUUUUUCUUUUCUUUCUUUUUUCUUCUUUUUUUUCUUUUCUUUCUUUUUUCUUCUUUUUUUUCUUUUUUCUUUUUCCUUUUUUUAAUGUUUCCUUUCAACACUGUUUCUUAUAUUUGACUGGUGAAUCCUGUUGGUGGACAAUUCAUCCUGCCUCGAAACAAAGAUCAGAGGGUGAGAAAGUCCGAGUGGGUGAUGAUCUCAUUCUUGUCAGUGUCUCUUCUGAAAGAUACUUGCAUAUUGGCUAUGGCGUAAGUGUCAUAGCUUCCUUUCAACAAACAUUAUGGACAGUAGUACCAAUGUGCUCUGGAGCAAUCAGACUCAAAUCACUCGGAUAUGUAUUUGGCGGAGAUGUUUUGAGGCUUUUCCAUGGUCACAUGGAUGAAUGCCUGACGAUACCACCAUCUGGAAGUGAAAAUGAACACACUGCUGUGAUGUUUGAAACUGGAGCAGUUUGCAGUCAUGCCAGGUCCUUGUGGAGACUGGAACAUAUCAGGACAAAGUGGGCCGGAGGAUUCUUGGGCUGGGGUUCACAGUGCCGUAUCCGUCACAUCACAUCUGGGAGGUAUUUGGCUAUCCACAGUGACAACCAGGUGGUUACAGUCCAUAGAAAUGACGCCACAGAAGAGCUGACCACUUUUCUUCUUUUGAUGACUAAAGACGAGAAGAAGCAAAGUGAAGGCCGAGAGGAUGAGGGUAUGGGAAAAGCAGAUAUCAAAUAUGGCGACUCAAUGACCUUUAUCCAGCACAGCGCAUCUGGUCUCUGGUUAUCAUACAUGACCUAUGAGACCAAGAAGAGAGGAAUUGGAAGAGUCGAAGAGAAAAAGGCCGUGCUGUUACAAGAAGGACACAUGGAUGAUGCUUUCACAUUGAGCAGAGCCCAAGAAGAAGAGUCUCGGUCUGCUAGAGUUAUCAGGAAAUGUCAGUCCCUCUUCCAUAGAUUCAACAAGGCAUUGGACUCCCUUAAGACUGAAGGAAGAACAAGUAAUGCCUGGGCCAGAAUUACUCUGGAAGAGGUCCUGAAAAGUCUAGAGGAUCUAAUCGAGUAUUUUGCUCAACCUGGGGAGGAUGAAGAGCAUGAAGAACGACAAAGCAAACUAAAGGCUUUGAGGAAUCGACAAGAUUUAUUCCAAGAAGAGGGUAUGAUUGCUCUAGUUCUGGAAACAAUCGACAAGUUUAUUCAAUACAAAAGCCGAAGGCAUUUUGCUCACUAUGCUGGAGAGGAAGCAGCAGAAAAAUGGGACGACAUUUCAAGUUAUCUAUACUUGUUACUUGCUGCUAUGAUUCGUGGAAACCGAGCAAAUUGUGCCCAGUUUGCCCAGUCUUACAGGUUAGAUUGGUUAGUAAGCAGACUAGAGAGUCAACAGUCAUCAACUGGGGUUCUGGAUGUCCUUCAUUGUGUAUUAAUUGACAGUCCUGAGGCACUCAACAUGAUCAAGGAAAAACACAUUGUCACUAUCAUCUCUCUCAUUGACAAACAUGGACGUGACCAUAAGGUCCUUGACGUAUUAAAAUCUCUGUGUGUUGGUAAUGGUAUCGCUGUUCGAACGAACCAGAAUUUGAUCUGUGAUAAUUUGCUUCCAGGAAGAGAUCUUCUCUUACAAACAAAGCUGGUAGAUCAUGUGACCAGCAUGAAACCCAACAUUUACGUUGGUUUGCUUGAUGGCUCCGCCAUGUACAGAAAAUGGUAUUUUGAAGUUGUGAUAGCAUUUAUUGAACAGUGCACUCACCAGACUCCCGUGCUGAGAAUUGGUUGGGGAAAUACAGAAGGUUUCAUUCCUUAUCCUGGAGGCGGAGAACACUGGGGUGCGAAUGGAGUGGGGGAUGACCUAUAUUCUUAUGCAUUUGAUGGCGUCAACUUAUGGACAGGUGGUAGAAGUAAACAGGUACGUCAUCAGAGCCAAGUACUUGAGAAAGGGCACAUUAUUGGCUGUGCCUUGGACCUCACAGUACCCCAGAUCUCUUUCACUGUCAAUGGCAACAAAGUCCAUGGUGUCUUCAAAGAUUUCAACACCGAUGGGAUGUUUUUCCCAGUGGUCAGCAUGUCCGCAAGAGUUAGUGUCCGUUUCAUGCUGGGUGGAGAACAUGGUCGUUUAAAAUUCAGUCCACCUGAAGGACACUCACCUGUGUAUGAAAGUCUACUGCCCAGAGAGAAACUUAAAAUUGAGCCCUGUUUCUACUUUGGUGAACAGCACAAGAACAUAAUCAGUGGGCCAACAGAGAUUAUGGAUUUCAAUGCAUUUGUACCAAAUCCAGUUGACACCUCUCAUGUUCAACUCCCUGCUUACAUUGAAAAUGUACGUGAUAAAUUGGCAGAAAAUAUUCAUGAGUUAUGGUCAAUGAACAAAGUCGAUCAGGGAUGGACAUAUGGAGAAGUCCGAGAUGAUACCAGGAAAAAGCACCCUUGUCUUUGUACUUUCGAACAACUACCAAUUUCUGAAAAGAAAUAUGAUAUCACUUUGGCGUUUGAAACCUUAAGAACAUUGUUGGCACUUGGCUACCACAUCACCAUUCCGCAUAAGAAAGAAUCCAACCGACUAAAAAUGGUCAAACUUGGUUCCUACUACUUGCAAAGUAAUGGUUACAAGCCAUGUCCCCUGGAUUUGAAUACCAUAGUUUUGAAUGAAAAAAUGGAGGAGCUUGUUGAUCUCCUGGCUGAAAAUACACACAAUGUGUGGGCAAAAGAUCGAAUCAAACAAGGUUGGACCUAUGGACUUUGUGAGGAUAAUGUCAACAAACGAAGUCCGUACCUUGUUCCUUACAAUAAAGUUGAUGAGCACAUCAAAAAAGCCAACAGGGAUACAGCCAGUGAGACAGUGAAAACACUGAUGGCUUACGGUUACAACCUGGAACCUCCAACCAAUGAAGGAGGUGACAGUGGGUCACAAGCCUUGACUCUGAGUGCGGCUGAAAAGCAAAUAACAUCAAGAACUUACAGAGCUGAGUUAACAUAUGCAGUAACAUCUGGAAAAUGGUAUUAUGAAUUCGAGGUGAUCACUCCUGGCUAUAUGAGGUUGGGAUGGGCUAAAGCUUCCUUUGAUCCUGGGUGUGAAUUGGGAACUGAUGGCUCAUCCUAUGGUUUUGAUGGAUUCUUGGCAAGAAAAUGGUUCCAAGGUUCAGCACCAUAUGGAAAACGCUGGCAGGCUGGAGAUGUUAUAGGUUGCAUGUUGGACAUGAGUGAUAACAUCAUAACUUUCUCCCUAAAUGGUGAACUCAUGAUGGAUGCAUUGGGACAGGAGAUAGCAUUUCGGGAUAUCAAGACAGGUGAAGGUUAUGUGCCAGCUUUUACUCUGGGUGCUCAUCAACAAGCCAGAAUAAACUUUGGACAGGAUAUCAACAAGCUGAAGUACUUUACAUGUUAUGGUCUUCAGGAGGGUUACGAACCAUUCUGUGUAAAUAUGACUAGACAGAUGACACUCUGGUAUGCCAAAAAUCAACCUGUAUUUGAGCCAUUGACUUCAAAUCAUUCCCGUUUGGAAGCUGUGAGAAUUCCAGGAGGAACAAACAUCACUCCAGCUCUGAAAAUUUCCUCAAAGAAUUUUGGCACUCUAGAACAAGUCUGUUUGGAAUAUGUACGUCUCAGUUUGCCUGUCACUUGCAUGAGAGAAUUUGUAAGCAAGGAUAAAAGUUUCCAGUCAGAGUUGGAACGUAAAAUGAAUCUAGAAAACAUCCGACGCCAUGAAAUGGACAUUGAAGAGGAGAGAAAUGCUUACUCUGACAUACCUGGCCAAAAUUAUAGUGAUGCCAACAUCAGUGAUGCUUCUGUUGAAAAAGGUAGCAAAGUUAUUGCAGCAUUGCAUCGUGGAUUCACCGAUGAUGAGUCGGUGCUGGAUGCUGAUCAGAGGAGAACAUCUUUCCUGAGAAAUAAGGGUGCACAUCAUUCUCUGGAUGAAUCAACCGUGCACGAUCCAUCACUUCCAGGCAUGAAAUCAGCAGCCAGUGAAUCCCAGUUAGUUGAUGGGUUUCUGGGUGUAGAGACAGAAAGAAAGAAAUCUUCUUCCAAACUUUCUCUGUUAGCUGACAAGAUCAGUGAGUCAAAAACCACCAAAGCCAGCAAGACUUCAAAGUCUCCGUUUGCGACUCUCUUCCGACGAUCCAAAUCAAGAGAGCCAUCUCCCACUCCAAAAGAUGCCAAGUCCAAAACUCUCGACUCACUAAAACCUGGCAGACUUGGAGGAAGAUCUCAACGUUCAAACCGUUCGGCCACAAGCUCUCAGAAUAUAUCCCAGAAAGGUGGUGAUCUGGAAGGUGCCCCUGCCAUCAAUAUUGAAGGACCUGAUGGAAUUAUCCCAUAUGAAUUUCAAGAUAAGGACAUACACCAUGGAUUUAGCAAUGCAUCCAUGGGAUCUGACUACGAAAUGUCAGAGGCUGAAAUUGCAGAGAUGAAUGCCAUGACUGAAAGCAUGCAUGAAUAUUACUACUCUGUCCGUAUUUUCCCGGGUCAGGAUCCUAACCAAGUGUAUGUGGGUUGGGUAACUCCUGGCUUCCAUAUGGGAGGUGGGUCCUUUGAUAUGAAGAAAAUCAGAAACGUCAUCAUCUCUACUCAAGACACUGAAUACAAAUACAGGCAAAGUGUUAGCCGAAAGAAUUGCUACAUGGUGUGUGCCGGUGCUCUUCAACAACGUUAUGGUGGAACGCAUGAAGAAUCAAGCAAGAAAUCCUCCCCAGGCCUUGUAAUUGGAUGUUUCAUCGACACAGCUACGGGCAUUCUCAGUUUUAGUGUCAAUGGAAAAGAGGUGGCAAACAAAUACCAGGUGGAACCUGGAACAAAUUUAUUUCCCGCCGUUAUUUUCGAACCAACAAUCAAAGAAAUGUUCCAGUUUGAAUUAGGACGAACAAAGAAUACCUUGCCUUUGUCUGCCGCUCUGUUCCGUGGUCCUAAACACAUCCAGCCUGCAUGUCCCCCACGAUUAGAUUUACAAGUGAUGAAAUCAUCCUACUGGGCCAGAGUGCCAAAUACUUCCCUCAAAGCACACUCCAUAAAAAUGUCCGAAGUUAGAGGCUGGAGUUUAGUGUGUGAGGAACCAGUUUCGAUGAUGGCUGUCUAUAUCCCAGAAGAAGACAGCUGUCUGGAUAUCUUAGAGCUUAUAGAAUACCCUGCAUUACUCAAUUUCCAUGCCCGUACACUGGACCUUUAUCAAGCAGUUUGUUCCCAUGGCAAUCAUAGAGUUGCCCACGCCCUUACCAAACAUGUUGAUGAUAAACAAUUGUUUUAUUGUAUCGAAAGUGAAUAUAUGUCAGGCCCUCUAAGACAUGGCUUCCAUGAUUUGCUGAUUGCAAUGCAUAUGGAUUAUCAUGCAAAGGCCAGAAUGAUGACUCAAAAUGAAUAUAUCAUACCCCGGGAUGAUAAAACUAAAAACCUUUGCUUAUACCGAAAACCAAGCCCUGAUUCAACUACUUUUAAAAUUAAAUAUGCUAUCCCCAAAAUGGAAGAAAGUGUUUCAAUUCGCCCUUGCCUUUAUGUUACAGAAAAACAAAUUGAAGAUAGGGCUAAAACUAUCCCUAUUGAAUCUCUCUGUCCAUUUUACCCUAUGGACAAACUCAAAAAAUAUGUUAUCUACUCAUUGAAUGAAGCCGUUGUGAAAGGAGCAGCACAUAUCCGAGAUCCUAUCGGUGGCAGCAAUGAAAACCUUUUUGUACCUCUGUUAAAAGUCUGCGACAAUUUACUGGUGAUGGGUUUGUUGGAUGAUGAAGACCUUCUGAUUCUACUGAGUAUCAUUGAUCCAGCAUCAUUUGAUCCAAACAAUGACAGAGUUUCAGUCAAACAUGGUUUACUAAGUAUGCAGCUUGCAGAGGCUGUCAAAUUAGAGGUUUGCCGAAUUCUCCAACAUCUUUGUGAUUCCCAGUUAAGACAUCGAGUGGAAUCCAUUGUUGCAUUUUCUGAUGAAUUUGUUGGAAAUUGUCAAAAAGAUCAAUUAUGGCGUUAUAAUGCUAUCAAGCAGUCUGAUCUUCCUUCGGCUGUUACUGCCAAGAAGACUCGGGAAUUCAGAUGUCCUCCCCAAGAACAAAUGAAAAAUCUUCUGAAAUUUAAAUGCGAAGAAGAAUAUGAUGAGGACAUUUGUGCCUGCAGAGAAGAUCUGCGGGAUUCAUUACUGAACUUUCACAAGACACUUAUGCUUCACUGUGAAAUGCCAUCUCUUCAGCAGCCAGAAGAGGUUGCAGAGGUUGAUAUUGCUGAAGAGUCACCUAAAACGAUAAGGGAUCGUUUGAAAUCAUUGAUUUGGAGAGUCAAGAAAGAAGAAGAGGUGAAGGAGAAGCCUUCUGAUGAAGAACCGAAAACUGAUUCUCUUCAGAAACUAAUAGCACAGACUAUGGUUCGCUGGGGAGAAGAGACAUUCAUUUCAGAUCAGAAUCUAGUGAGAGAAAUGUUCAGCUUACUUCACAGACAGUAUGAUGGAGUUGCAGAGUUGCUACAAGCAUUAGAAAAGGCAUACGUCAUCAGUAGUGCAAGCAGGGAUGACAUUAACCAAUUACUUAAAGCUUUGGGACAUAUCCGCUCUUUGCUGUUGGUACAGGUGGCUGUUGAUGAAGAGGAGUCAAUGAAGACAAGCCUCAAAGAAUUAAUGGACAAUAAAGUGUUCUUCCAGCAUCCUGACUUGAUGCGGGCUUUGUGUGUCCAUGAGACUGUGAUGCAGCUCAUGGUGAACACACUAAACAAGUCUCAGCAGCAACAACAAGCUGCAGCGUCAGAGCAAUCUGCCGGAAAUAGACAGUCCAUUGCAGGAGCUCCCAACAUCGACACUGUGGCUCAACAGAGUAAACAAGAUGCUGCAGCAGAAAUGGUUGUGAUGUGUUGUCGCUUCUUGUGUUAUUUCUGUCGCAUCAGUCGCCAAAAUCAACGUGCAAUGUUUGAACAUCUCAGCUACCUUUUAGAAAAUAGCAGCAUGUUGCUCGCUCGUCCAUCUUUACGCGGCUCAUGCCCACUUGAUGUGGCCUAUUCCUCCCUAAUGGAUAACAACGAAUUGGCCCUUGCUUUGCGUGAGUCCAAUCUUGAAAGAAUCACCGUCUACCUAUCGCGUUGUGGUCUCCAGAGCAAUGCUGAAUUGCUGGAGAAAGGAUAUCCUGACAUUGGCUGGGAUCCAGUUGAAGGAGAAAGAUACCUGGAUUUCUUCAGAUUCUGUGUCUGGGUAAACGGUGAAAGUGUUGAGGAGAACGCUAAUCUAGUUGUGCGUCUUCUCAUCCGUCGACCCGAGUGUUUGGGCCCAGCAUUGCGAGGUGAGGGAGGUGGCUUACUGAAGGCCACUCGAGAUGGCAUAAAAAUGUCAGAACAAAUAGCAGCAUCCAAAGACACUAAUGCAUCCAACUUACUCACAGUCAUCAAUGAUGAUGAUGACACAGGUGGAGAAUAUCUGUUCCAAAGCAAAUAUGACUUCAGUACUUUACCUCCUGAUGAUGAUGAAGAUUACAUUGAUAUGGGAGGUGCCAUUCUGAACUUCUACUCAAGUCUAGUAGACUUACUGGGACGUUGUGCACCAGAUGCUGAAACAAUCAAAGCAGGGCGCAGUAAUUCACUCAGAGCUCGUGCCAUCCUUCGCAGUUUGGUAUCAAUGGAAGACCUAGAAGGGGUACUUGGACUACGCUUCAUCCUGCCAACUGGCUUUGGAACACUAGAAGAAGGUGUACCAGUUCCCUUGCCUCCUGGAUUACUCCCUGCUCACAAAGCAGCCAUUGUGCUGUUUUUGGAAAGAGUUUAUGGAAUCCCAGACCGUAAUGUCUUCUUCAAGCUACUGGAAGACGGUUUCUUGCCUGAUCUAAGAGCUGCCACUACACUGGAUGAGGUAUCUACCGCUGAAAGUGAUAUGGCUUUAGCCUUGAAUCGUUACCUCUGCAGCUCCGUCCUACCCCUGAUGACAUCUCACUGCAGCUUCUUCAGGGAUGCUGACCACGUGUCAGCUUUGUUGGAUAAUACACUGAAUACUGUAUAUAGAUAUACCAAGUGCCGUUCUUUGACGAAGGGACAAAGGGAUGUUGUAUGUGAUUUCCUUGUGGCUUUCACACGUGUUCUUUUUCCUCGUUUAUCCAAAGUGUUCUUUUUCCUCGUUUAUCCAAAGUGUUCUUUUUCCUCGUUUAUCCAAAGUGUUCUUUUUCCUCGUUUAUCCAAAGUGUUCUCUUUCCUCGUUUAUCCAAAGUGUUCUUUUUCCUCGUUUAUCUUUUGUCUUCAGCUAUCUAGAUUGUUUUUCUUCUCUUCUUAA
Molecule: messenger RNA, 8739 nt
Organism: Acanthosepion pharaonis
Lineage: Eukaryota; Metazoa; Mollusca; Cephalopoda; Sepiida; Sepiidae
Source: the annotation of a GenBank genome assembly